Molecule: messenger RNA, 507 nt
Organism: Trematosphaeria pertusa
Lineage: Eukaryota; Fungi; Ascomycota; Dothideomycetes; Pleosporales; Trematosphaeriaceae
Product: E3 ubiquitin ligase SCF complex, Skp subunit
Exons: 3
Coding region: 1-507 (168 amino acids)
Biological process (GO): mitotic cell cycle; SCF-dependent proteasomal ubiquitin-dependent protein catabolic process
Cellular component (GO): cytoplasm; nucleus
Molecular function (GO): cullin family protein binding
Source: RefSeq, a predicted model, not a curated record
AUGUCUGCACCCACCGAGGAGAAGAAGACGGUCGUCCUCACGACUUCCGACAACGCCGACCUCACUGUCGAGCGCGAGGUGGCCGAGCGCUCCAUCCUCAUCAAGAACCUGUUGGAGGAUCUUGGUGGUGACAACGCCGAGGCCAUUCCUAUUCCCAACGUCAACGAGGCCGUUAUGAAGAAGGUACUCGAGUGGUGCGAGCAUCACCGCAAGGAUCCUCCGGCCUCCCAGGACGACGACUCUGACUCCCGCAAGAAGUCGACGGACAUCGACGAGUGGGACCAGAAGUUUAUGCAGGUCGACCAGGAAAUGCUGUUUGAAAUCAUUCUCGCAGCCAACUACCUUGACAUCAAGGCCCUCCUCGACGUCGGCUGCAAGACGGUCGCGAACAUGAUCAAGGGCAAGUCGCCAGACGAGAUCCGUAAGACGUUCAACAUCCAGAACGACUUUACGCCCGAGGAGGAGGACCAGAUUCGCCGCGAGAACGAGUGGGCCGAGGACCGUUAA